AUGUCUAAGGAACCACUAUUACCAUCCACAAACCAACAUUUAUCAAGAUCCCUUCCGAAUUCCAUAUCAUCUCAACAACAACAACAACAAGGUACCUCAUCAUCAUUAUCCAGAAAUGGAAGAAUAAACUCACGAUACAUAGUGAUACGAUUCUCAGAUGAAAGAAUAAAAGAUAUAGAAUUGAAUAUCACAAACGUUUCAUUAGAUGUAAUAAAUACUGCAUGGUUAAGACGAAUGUGUAGGGAAUUAAGACCCUCUGAAACAACUUCUCAUCGUUUGAAGUUCAUUAGAAAUGGUGUUCUUUUAAAUUUACAUACUAAUUUAAAAUUCCAACUAUCUCAGUAUUUCAACCAAGUGGAAUCUGAAGAAAGCGAUGAAAGAGAGAAUAAAAUUUAUGUGCAUUGUAUUGUUGGGACUGAUAUUUUGACCCCUGAAGAAUUGCAAGAUGAAGAUAAGAUGGAUGAAAUAGGUCAAAACCAAGAUGGGACGACUACUCAAGCCAUUGGGUUUGAUAGAUUGAGGGCCGUUGGGUUUAGUGAACAAGAAGUGGAAUUGUUAAGGCAACAAUUUAGGGCUACUUAUGGUGACUUACAGAAUGAGAAUGAUGAUUAUGAACAGAAUCAGCAUCCAAAUAAUGAACAGAAUAAUAAUAAUGAUAUAAGGCAAUUAGAAGAACAAUGGAUGGAAAGUGGGACAAAUGGUAAUAAUGGUAAUGUGUUUGAUACAAAUUCAGAUCGGUUUAACUCAAUUCCUAUUACCAAUUUUAAACAUAACAAAGAUUUAUUGAUUGGGAUUUUCAUUGGAUUUACAUUUGGUAUAUUUAGCUUUUUGUUAAUGAAAAUUGACGGAUUAUUCAAUAAAAGACAAAAAAUGUCAAUGUUUGCCGGCAUCAUGGUUAAUAUCAUAUUUUGUUUUGUCAAGGGAUUCUGA
Molecule: messenger RNA, 930 nt
Organism: Naumovozyma dairenensis CBS 421
Lineage: Eukaryota; Fungi; Ascomycota; Saccharomycetes; Saccharomycetales; Saccharomycetaceae
Gene: DSC3
Product: Dsc3p
Exons: 1
Coding region: 1-930 (309 amino acids)
Biological process (GO): protein processing
Cellular component (GO): Dsc E3 ubiquitin ligase complex; endoplasmic reticulum
Source: RefSeq, a predicted model, not a curated record